AUGUCCAGCCAUUCAGUCACUCCGGUGAUCAAUGCUGAAGGAGAAACAGCGAUUCCAAGCUUGAAGACAUUGCCCGCAACACAAUUAAAUAUUAGCAGAGACCAGACCAAUGGUAUUACCGCUAAGCCUGUUGCUGGGUUGCAACAAUCAUUAGGCAGUUUGCCUAUCUUCAAUCAUUUGCCUGUAAACUCUAAGAUUGGUGUUGAUGAUCUCACCCGUAUGAAGAUGGCAUUGUUAAGUGGAAUAGACGAAGAAGUUAAAUUUGCAUUGAAAAGAUAUUUACGGUAUAGCAUUAACGCUUCUUAUGUUAUCAAAUUGAAUGAGAAUUUGGAUUUGUUGCCCAUUAUUAUGCCCUUGAUUACAGCAUGCAGAGAAUACAUUCCACAGCUUGUUGGCCCAAUUUCCAAUCAGGCUUUUGAAGCCCUACAAAAAGGUUCAAUUACAAUGCUUCUUUUGAGAAAUUUGGCACAGGACUCGGAAAACACUUCGAUAUUAGCCACCGAUAUGGAAUUGAAAUCGUUCAUAUUGUUCGUGUUGGAGUGGGCAAAUACGUUCAAUUCGAAGGAUUCGGCAAUCUAUCAGUCACAUACAUCCAGUUUCAACGAAUUGUUAAUCUAUACUCUUGAUUUAAUGGAGGCGAUUUCAUCUUAUAUUGCACCAGCAAAAAAAGACGAUCUAUAUUUCCAAAACCUCUGUUUGAUAUUUCGUGAUACAAAGGAUAGAUACUGCGUGAUCUCAAUUUUGAGAUCAUUAUCUAGACUCUUGGUGAGAUCUAAAUCGGACCAAAAGAGUGCAGCAGAUAAUUUGGAUGAUAGUUUGUUGAACAAGAUUGUUCAUAACCUUUUAAUUGAUAGGGAUGAAGAGUUAAUAAUUGCUUCAUUAGAUUUCCUUUAUCAAUAUAUAUUACCUGGUCAUCAGAGAAUAAAGACAUUACUAUCACAUAAGGAAAGAUAUGAUAUCCUAGUUAGUACUCUCCCUGUUCUCCUCACGUAUCAUGUAUCAACCCCUGAUUAUCAUGCCCUUUCGAAUACUAAUAUCAAACUUAUACAGAGGGUAAAACCUCAACCACCAGCACACGCGCCUGAAUUGCCAAUGCCACUGCUCAAGGAAUUAUUUGAGCUAAACGAACCAAUGCGUGCCACUUCCUGGUUGAGAUGCUGCUUUGAGAGAUCUCUGAAUGGCGAAGUAACACAGAUUCUUCUAUGGAAAACUUAUGAACAAACAUUCAGCGAACAAGUAAAACUAACAGAUCGAAAAUUGAUAACUGCCGUUGAUUUCAUUAAAAAUGUUUCGAAUGCUUUGCCCGGUGCAUCCGCUUUGGUAGUUGUAGAUGAAGCAACGUCGAAGAAAAAAUUUGUAAUAAGAGGUAUACAGCCUCGCAGAAAAGCUCUUUCAAUCGUAGAGGCAAAUAAAGAUAUUGACCAGUCCUCGCCUAUACAGACUGAAACCCCGGAUGAAUUUGAAAGCAACAAUACUCCAUCGGAAGCAGUUCAAAUUUGUUUGCCAGAUAUUGUUUUCCCCGAGAAUCUUUCUGAUGUAUCUAAAGCAAGUGCGUCAUUCCUUUCACUUGUUUCUAACGAUAGUACCGAGAUCGUGGCACAAUUUAUUCAUGAUAUGAAACCUUUGAUAUUACAUCAAAUUGCUGACGUGCCACCUUUAAAUACUGUUCUUUUGGACUUCAUACAUUCAGGUUGA
Molecule: messenger RNA, 1695 nt
Organism: Kluyveromyces lactis
Lineage: Eukaryota; Fungi; Ascomycota; Saccharomycetes; Saccharomycetales; Saccharomycetaceae
Gene: RSC9
Product: Rsc9p
Exons: 1
Coding region: 1-1695 (564 amino acids)
Biological process (GO): regulation of DNA-templated transcription
Molecular function (GO): DNA binding
Source: RefSeq, a predicted model, not a curated record